UUUCAGAAGUUUUGGCAUUUUACCAGAGGAGAUCUGCGAAGACCAAUCCUUGCACGGUUUCCUACCAGAAUCGAAAACAUGGAAUGAAGACAGCCAUGGAGGUUGGCGAAUUGGAGAGGAAAGUAGAGCUAACCAAGGACCUAAAAUGAACCUUCCUAUCUGUUACAAACUAAUCAUUGCUCCUGUGGUGAGCUUCUUUGAGGGCCCUGAAAUCAUCAUUGUUCCUGAUCGCGCUUUAUACCAAAUUCCAUUUGCCGCCUUAACUGACGAAAGCGGAAAGUACUUAUCCGAGACUUUCAGGAUCCGUAUUGCUCCUUCUCUAACAACUCUUAAGCUCAUUAAUGAAAGUCCAGCAGACUAUCACUGUCAGACGGGUGCACUGAUAGUGGGAAAUCCUGAUGUUGGUGAGGUGCAUUUCAAAGGAAAACUGACAAACAUUUCUCGACUGCACUUUGCAGAAAACGAAGCGAGGAUGGUAGCAAAAAAGCUAGGAGUUGAACCUUUGUUAGGACGGCAAGCAACAAAGCAGGCAGUACUUCAAGCAAUGAAUUCAGUGGCCCUGAUUCAUAUCGGCGCACACGGUGAUGCUGAAAGAGGAGCAAUUGCCCUUGCACCAUCUUUUCGUAUUCCUAACGGAAUACCUCAAGAAGGACUCUACUUAUUGACAAUGUCUGACAUUUCAAAGAUUCAACUGCGAGCUAAACUGGUAGUCCUUAGCUGUUGCCACAGUGCUCGCGGGCAGACAAAGGCCGAGGGAGCUGUCGGAACUGCCCGAGCAUUCUUAGGAUCUGGCGCACGCUCAGUGCUGGUAUCUCUGUGGGCCCUGGAUGACAAAGCAACAGAGCAGUUAAUGACUCAUUUCUACGAUCACCUUGUCGCUGGGGAAAGUGCUGGUGAAUCUCUACACGAGGCCAUGAAGUGGAUGAGAAGUAAGGGAUAUGACGUGAACCAGUGGGCACCUUUUAUACUGAUUGGAGAUGACGUGACAUUUGAUUUUGGAGAGAAAGGUGUUGGCAAGAAUAACCAGGACAGCAGCGAGUGAUCGCAUGAGAAGUAAAUAUGCCAUGACCUCAACGGACAGUUUUACUGCUAGUGCUAACCUGUAUAUAAAUUAAAUUGACGUUUUAACUUUGAUAUUUUUCUGUCUAAAAAGAUGUCCCGGAAGACAUAUGCAGAACAAAACUUUUGAGUUUUAUUUCACGUUAUGUAUUCACCUUUUUUAGGAUGAAGCGUUGUUUCCCUAGCAAAGUACACAAUGGUUUUUGUAGAACAGUUGGUUACAAGUUAUUUUGCCGCUGCGUGUUGGACUCAAAUAACUGCUUAAACCUCAAGAAUUGAACAAGCUUAGUACGUAAGGUAACUUUUAGUAUAGGAAUGUAAGAUGAUGAUUUCAAUUGUUUGGAUCUUCGCUGCGAGGAAAAAUAGGCAGUGUAAUACCAAUUGAAACUGAGGCUCAGCUGACAAACCUAGUGUUUUACCAGCGAAAUUCGUUGUUCAAUUUGUAAAAAUAAUGUACCUGAAAAAACAUUGAGCGUGAGACUUUGUAGCAAUUGUUAAGUUAACUUGAAGAAAGGAAUUUAAAAUAAAGUUAAUUAGCUUCAGAAAUGACAUGCAUUUCCUUAUUUGCCGAAAUUCUAUUUCUGAACAUCUUGGUUUUGUUAGUAUUUUCAUAAAUCAGACCUUGUUUACAAGACAAAAGAGCUUUACGAUUUGAAGUUUUGCCAAUCCGUUGUGAAUCGAUUGAAUAAUAUAGAAAAUGAAAAGAGUAUAGAAAGUAAACUGAAUCUUUGUUGAACACAAAGGCCAAUGGAAGUCUAAAUUUAAGUUGCUGUUUACUAGUAAGGUCUACAGUAGCUUUGUAAAUAGUGUAACGAAAAACGCUGACCUGUUGGUUAAAGUUUUUUAAGGUAAUUAAGAGUUUAGAACAGAGUGACGUCAGAAAUUGUUCGCAUGACAUUUAUCACAUUUAUCGUAAACGUUGUACUGUUGCCAAACAGGAAGAACUUUUUUCAUGCUUUAAGCAUGUACUCCUUAGGUUAAGUUGACGAGGCCUAUUGUUUAUUUUUAAAUUUUUCAUCUAGAGGAAUAAAUUAAACUGUAAGCAACAUAAAUCUCAGCUGGACUCCGUUUCUGCAGGCUA
Orbicella faveolata is the source of this 2140-nucleotide messenger RNA. RefSeq lists its product as uncharacterized. Lineage: Eukaryota; Metazoa; Cnidaria; Anthozoa; Scleractinia; Merulinidae. Gene Ontology annotation, biological process: RNA processing. The record is from RefSeq and is a predicted model, not a curated record. Gene Ontology annotation, molecular function: protein binding.